AUGUCUAAAAAAGCAUGGAAGAAAGGAGGUGGAAAACGUGCCGGGAUGACUGAGGAGGAGAGACUUCUGAACAUGCAGCAAAAGGCUCAAGCUGAGGCGGAUAUUGCCAAGAGAAAAGAGGACAUGCUCACCCACUUCGUCAAGGAUAAACUGCAGAAAGAAGAGAAGAAAACCUCUCGUAAUGUGGCCAAGCUGCGGCAGCAGUGGCGUGCUAUUUCAACGCAGGCCGAGACAGCAGAGCUACGCGAUGACAUCUCAGUCCUCAGCCAGAGCUUUGAGAAAGUCCUCGACUGCAACGACAAAAUCAUUAAGAGUUUGGUGGAUGAUCUGUCUGAGAGGGCGCAGCAGUCAGAGCUGGCGCGCAGUUCUCAUCUGCAGAACGUGGACUGUCUGUUAAAGCUUCAUAAGAGUCGGCUGGCAGAACUAGCGUCCAACUUCAACACCAGUGUCGGAGAACUUAGCUCAGAGUAUAAUACUGAGAGGGAGCAGAUUCUUUCACAGCACCAGCAGGAGAGUGUGGAUUUGGAGAAUGUAAUGUUUCACAUGGAAAAGCACUACGCUGAUAUAGACAAUGAGGCGAGACGUGACUACGAGGUUAAUGUCCAUCAAAUUAAACAGCAGAGCAAAAAGGAAAAACAAAGAGUGAAAAAACAGAUGAAAAGGGUUCUCUCCAAGUUAUGGACAAACGACAACCAGCUAAUACAGCAUUACAAUGAUUCGGAUAUGUUAAAGGGUCGUAAAAAAAUAGUCACACUUAACUCUCUGGAUCUCAAGAAUAAACAGAGUGAAAAAGAGAUUGACGCACAUAAUAAGCAGAUUCAGGAGUUGCAGGAGGCCAUCACAGCUCAGCGCUGUCAGCUGAGCUCUAGUCAAAGCGAAGGAACAAAUCAGCAGCUUCGUUCAGACCGUGACAAGCUCGCCCAGAAACUUCAACAUCGCAGAGUCCAGCUCGCUGCGGACCGAACCACUCGGAGGAAGCAGCUCACUAAACUUACCAUUCAAAGCAACAAUGCUGCUAAAAAACUACAGGAGACAAACGCUUUGGGGGAAAGGUUGAUGCGUCGCUCUGAGCUGUGCAGAAAGAUGGAGACGGAGCACGAGAAGGUUCUGCCCUUCUACAAAUCAUCAUUGAGUGAAGAAGAGCUGAGUCAGGAGAAAGCCAAUGCCAUGAAGUCGACGAAUGAGAAACUCCCUCAGCUAAUACAUGACUAUUCUCCUCUUGGGACGUUUUGGCAACGUUACAACAAGGUUCAGCUUGACAGUUUGUGUCUGAAGCGAGAGAAAGGGCUUCUGUUACAGGAGAAUGAACAACUGAAGAUCAAUCUGCAGCAGUACAUGGAUGAACUUUCGGUCUCUGGGGAGAGUUUACAGCAACAAAAGCUUCCGGUGGCGUCUUCUUCUUCAACUCUACAGACCCCCGCUGCCACUGAGAGACGCGCUCAAAAGCGCCAUGUGCUCAAAAAAAAGCGCUAA
Messenger RNA from Rhinichthys klamathensis goyatoka, 1473 nucleotides. Its product is annotated as dynein regulatory complex subunit 2-like. Gene Ontology annotation, biological process: cilium-dependent cell motility; regulation of cilium movement; axonemal dynein complex assembly. Gene Ontology annotation, cellular component: axoneme; axonemal dynein complex. The record is from RefSeq and is a predicted model, not a curated record. NCBI's taxonomy places the organism in Eukaryota, Metazoa, Chordata, Actinopteri, Cypriniformes, Leuciscidae. The transcript has 12 exons. The coding region runs from base 1 to 1473 and encodes 490 amino acids.